Messenger RNA from Mangifera indica (mango), 1813 nucleotides. Its product is annotated as UDP-arabinose 4-epimerase 1-like. The record is from RefSeq and is a predicted model, not a curated record. Gene Ontology annotation, biological process: beta-D-galactose catabolic process via UDP-galactose, Leloir pathway. Lineage: Eukaryota; Viridiplantae; Streptophyta; Magnoliopsida; Sapindales; Anacardiaceae. Bases 357 to 1598 code for a protein of 413 amino acids. Gene Ontology annotation, molecular function: UDP-glucose 4-epimerase activity. Gene Ontology annotation, cellular component: cytosol. The transcript has 12 exons.
CAAAAAAAAAAAAAAUCUAAAAGUAAAAAAAAAAAUCCAAAACUCCCUUCCCUCCCUUUGGCGCUCGCUCGCUCGCUCAAUCAUUCAUUUCUAUCCCUUCGUUUAGUCACGUAUCCAUUCAUACAGGCGUACAUACUUCAUUUCCCCUAAAAUUUUAUUGGGUUCUUCUUUAUAUUCGGCUUGGUUUGCUCCGUUUUCGUCUCAGAUCUUAUGUUCUCAACUGGUUAUUCGCUCGUUGUGUUGUCCUUUGGUCGCUGGAGCCUUUUAUUGCAUUGCAUUUAUCGAACGUUGAAGGAUUGAUUCGUCUUGAUCAUCAUUGAGGCCCGCAAUCCUUUACCCUCAAAGGGUUCUUCCUGAUGCUGACUUUUGGCAGGACCAGAAAUCAGCCAAGGUCUACUAGACCUAUGUCUUUUGGGGGUUUAGAUUAUGCAGACCCCAAAAGAAAAAGCAAUUUUUUAGUCAAAAUUCUUUUAGCAGCUGCUUUAACUUCAUUAUGCAUUAUAAUGCUCAAGCAAUCCCCAAGCUUUAAUGUUCCCAGCAAGUUCUCCCAGCAUGAAGAAGGGGUAGUUCACGUGUUAGUCACGGGUGGUGCUGGUUAUAUUGGUUCACAUGCUGCAUUUCGAUUAUUGAAGGAUUCUUACCGCGUAACAAUAGUUGAUAAUCUUUCAAGAGGAAACCUAGGUGCUGUGAAGAUCUUACAAGAAUUAUUUCCAGAACCUGGGAGGCUUCAGUUUAUUUAUGCGGACUUGGGAAAUUCCAAAGCAGUUAACAAAAUAUUUUCAGAAAAUGCAUUUGAUGCUGUGAUUCAUUUUGCUGCUGUUGCAUAUGUGGGGGAAAGCACUCUUGAUCCUCUUAAGUAUUAUCACAACAUCACUACAAAUACCCUAGUUGUAUUAGAGUCGAUGGCUGCUCAUGGUGUGAAGACUUUGAUCUAUUCUAGUACAUGCGCUACAUAUGGAGAGCCUGAAAAGAUGCCCAUCACUGAGGAUACUCCACAGGUGCCAAUUAAUCCAUAUGGAAAAGCGAAGAAGAUGGCCGAAGAUAUCAUCCUUGAUUUUUCUAAAACUUCGGACAUGGCAGUAAUGAUUCUGAGGUACUUCAAUGUCAUUGGUUCUGAUCCAGAGGGCAGAUUAGGUGAAGCUCCCAGACCUGAAUUACGAGAACAUGGAAGAAUUUCAGGUGCUUGUUUUGAUGCUGCCCGUGGUAUCAUUCCUGGGCUGAAGGUUAAAGGAACAGACUACAAUACUCCAGAUGGCACAUGUGUUCGGGAUUACAUUGAUGUCAAUGAUCUGGUUGAUGCUCAUGUAAAGGCUCUUGAAAAGGCACAACCAAAGCAAAUCGGAAUCUAUAAUGUUGGCACUGGAAAGGGGAGCUCAGUGAAGGAGUUCGUUGAGGCAUGUAAACAGGCAACAGGAGCUAAAAUCCAAGUUAGCUUUGAGCCCCGACGCCCGGGUGACUACGCAGAAGUGUAUAGCGACCCAACAAAGAUCAGGCAUGAAUUGAACUGGACAGCAAGAUACACCGACCUCCAGGAAAGUUUAGCAAUUGCGUGGAGGUGGCAGAAAGCUCACCAUAACGGGUAUUUAUCAUCAUCUUAGGAAACUAUCACAGCCAUUACUAUAUAAUAGAACCGAAAGCUAGCGCAAACCCCUGGCACCCCGCAUUAGAGAAGUGGUUUCAUAGCAAUAGUAGAUUCUUUCCCAUUUAUCUUCAUAUAUUGUGGUGUCCCAUAUAUCAGAUGUAUUUGAACAGAUAAUAGCUUAAUAAUACAAUGAUAUGCCGAGGUGCAGGUAUAUCACUCAUUCAUUCCCAA